Scomber scombrus (Atlantic mackerel) is the source of this 2529-nucleotide messenger RNA. It is a transcript of the gene reep2, whose product is annotated as receptor accessory protein 2. Bases 175 to 1011 code for a protein of 278 amino acids. Gene Ontology annotation, biological process: endoplasmic reticulum tubular network organization. The transcript has 8 exons. NCBI's taxonomy places the organism in Eukaryota, Metazoa, Chordata, Actinopteri, Scombriformes, Scombridae. The record is from RefSeq and is a predicted model, not a curated record. Gene Ontology annotation, cellular component: endoplasmic reticulum tubular network; cytoplasmic microtubule; endoplasmic reticulum membrane. Gene Ontology annotation, molecular function: microtubule binding; taste receptor binding.
GCGGCGGUGGUGGAGAGCCAGAGACUGCAGCACAUCCUCAGCUGCUCCUGACUGACAGACAGCCUCCCGGUUCACAUCACAACACACGGCGUCCUGUAGGGGAAUGGGGGGCACCUAGCCCGCCAGUUCACAAACUAACCCGAUUUCCUAGAAGCGGAGAAGGCUCACGGCAAGAUGGUAUCGUGGAUAAUUUCAAGGAUAGUUGUCCUUGCCUUUGGGACGCUCUACCCAGCGUACUCCUCGUACAAGGCAGUCAAAACGAAGAAUGUGAAGGAAUAUGUGAAGUGGAUGAUGUACUGGAUAGUAUUUGCGUUGUUCACUACAGCAGAGACGGCCACAGACCUGCUCCUAUCAUGGUUUCCAUUUUACUUCGAGCUAAAGAUUGCCUUUGUGAUCUGGCUCCUGUCCCCAUACACCAAGGGCUCCAGCGUCCUCUACCGCAAAUUUGUCCACCCAACCCUGUCCAACAAAGAGAAGGAGAUAGAUGAGUACAUAGCACAGGCCAAAGACAGGAGUUACGACACCAUGAUGCGGUUUGGGAAGAGGGGUCUCAAUCUGGCUGCUAAUGCUGCUGUCACUGCAGCAACUAAGGGGCAGGGCGUGCUGUCAGACAAGCUGCGGAGUUUCAGCAUGCAGGACCUGACUCUUAUCAAUGCCGAGGACGACCUAGUUAUGCGCACUUCAGAUGCUCGCAUGCGACGGGACCCAAUGGAUGACAUGGGCUCAGGGGCCAGCACGCUUCCCCGGACCAAGAGCACUGCAGCACGGCAGACACGCUCUUUGGCAGCCACAUCCCUUGCCGACGAAACCUCAUCCCAACACAGUUCUGACCUAUCAGACACAAGGACUGAACACUCUGACGAAGAUGUGGGAGAGAAAGUCCCCAAGCGCGGUACCAGCGUCAAGGCAACCAAGAAAUCUGUUGCUGCUAAGACAGAGACUCAAACCAAGACGGUGAAGAAGCCAGUAAAGAAAAAGACCACAACGACUAAUGCAGAGACGCCACCAUGAGGCCUGCGGUCCACAUCCACCGGCCUACACUCUCUCCACCCACAGCCUGCAGGCCUUCUUCCUCUGUUUGGUCUCCACACAAACACACAGACACUAUCACUAUAUCAAGCAACCAAAUUGCGUCACUGUUGCUGGUUUCGAGAGCAAAGUGCAUAUUUAGUUUAUAGCAGUAUAUGGUAACGGCUCUCUUCCAUUUACUGGGUUGUGGCUGGGUUUUUAAGUCUCAGAAUAACUACUGAUCCAUUCACAAAAGUUCUUCUGUUUUGUUUUUUUUAACCCCAAAAUGUAUAUGAAGGUCCCCAUAGCAGGUGAGAAUGUGAGCUGAUAUGUGCAGUUUCCCAGACUCAUUGAUAUUACUGAUUCACACUGUGUCGCCUGCUGAGUGAUUUUCUUCAAGCAAAACACUGGCUAAGCUGCUUUUUCUUUUUUUAAAGUAUUUCUAGUAAAAUCUUUCAUUCAUUGCUCUUAAUGAUUCUCCUUAAUCUUCUGGGCUCCUCCUUCAUGUUUCCAGCUGAAAAACAAGACCGUUGGUUUAAGGUGAAUUGUACCAGAGGUUGUUUUUUUUCAAUAAGAAGUAAGUGCGGGUCUGGAAAUCUACUUUAAGGCCUACACUGACAAUGGAGGUCAAAAUCCUUAUUCCUGUAUGAGACCCUUCCUCUCUUUACCUCAGCUCAGCUCAUCUCACCUGCCAGUCAGCCAUCAGCAUGUCCUAGCCCAUGUCACUGUCGAGUUUUACAGUAUUAUUUCUGUUCAAACCCCUUUUAGGUCUUACAUUUUACUUUCCUUUUUAACCUUCUAUUACUGCGUUUUAGGCUUUGCAGCUUGUGGAAGAGUUUCAUGUCUCAGCUCUGAGUGAGUCUGGCUCUGUUAAGUUCAGAUCUCACUCACGACAACUUUCUGCUUUAAUGUGACUAUCAAGUCACGUACAGUGCUGGUGAUGGAGUGGCAUGUUUAUUGUUGGUGUAGCUACCCUUCAUCUAGACAUCACUCUCUUAGGUUUGUAUUUAUCCAUAAUCAUUAAUGUAUUGACCUUUUGUUAUUUUGUUUAUGUAAUAUUACUCAUUUAUGAGUUGUGCAUAUCCAGGACUUAAGGUAAUGCUGUAAUUGAGCGAUGAUAGCACUCUUCUAAUAGAUACGGUAGUCAUAGAUGACUUGCCAGUUUUUAUGAGCAUAUCUGCUUUCACCACAGUAGUGAUGUCUGUAUAUUGUUUGUGUUCAACAUUAGGUCAUGAAGUAGCUCUUCACUCUGUCACUCCUCUUGUCCAACUGUGUGGAGACACUUUGCCUCUUUAGAAUAUUUAUGAAUCACAGAAGAAGUUGUUUCAGUUCUGGAGGGAGUGUCGGUCGAGGCUGUGGGUGUUUCUGAACACACUGGACUUUAGUUCUGGGAUGGGCUCUUCUGGUUUCUUCUGACUGCUCUGUGGUGGGAGAUUUAAAGCAUGAGCUGCUGUCUGCAGUGUGACACUAGUGUGAACCAGUAGGGCGAGACAAACCCCACCUCAACUGUUGGAAACUUCA